AUUGUCGCCAAGUCAGUACCUGAACGGAGCCUAGACGGUGUCGCACACUGUGUACACAGUAAUCCACAUCAGUUUAGAAGCAACACCAGAUUCAAGUGGAAACUUUAAAGUUUCGCAUCCAUAAACGGAACAGUCAGGCAUGGAUGUCAUGGUGACGGAGGAGGAAGACGACUGCCCGGAGCUGGUGCCCAUCGACGCCCCGCCUGCUCGUCCUGCAGAGCAGAUACCAGUGACCAUCAUCACAGGCUACCUCGGUGCUGGAAAGACGACACUCCUGAACUACAUCUUAACAGAGCAGCACAACAAGCGCAUCGCUGUCAUUCUCAAUGAAUUUGGAGAGGGCAGCGCCCUCGAGAAGUCCCUCGCCGUGAGCCAGGCGGGCGAGCUGUACGAGGAGUGGCUGGAGCUGAGAAACGGCUGCCUCUGCUGCUCCGUCAAGGACAACGGUCUUAAAGCCAUCGAGAACUUGAUGGAGAAGAAAGGGAAGUUUGACUACAUCCUCCUGGAAACGACAGGACUCGCUGAUCCAGGAGCCGUGGCCUCCAUGUUCUGGGUGGAUGCAGAGCUCGGCAGUGACAUCUACUUGGAUGGCAUCGUCACUGUCGUGGACGCCAAGUAUGGACUUCAGCAACUAACAGAGGAAAAAACGGACGGACUCGUCAACGAAGCAGCCAGGCAGAUUGCUGUCGCCGAUCUGACCAUAAUCAACAAGACGGACCUGGUGAAUGAGGAGGAACUCGCUCGAAUCCGAGAGGCGGUCAGGUCUGUAAAUGGUCUUGUCAAGAUCGUGGAAAGCCAGAAGUCCAGGGUGAACCUCUCUGAAGUGCUGGAUCUGCAUUCCUUCGACAGUAAGGACGGAGCCAAUCUCGCUGAGAAGCUCCAGCUUGUGAAAGACACGAGACCACAUCUCGACAAGAGUAUUUUAACUGUGACGUUUGAAGUGGCCGGAGAUCUCUCGGAGGAUGCGCUCAAUGUCUUCAUCCAGGAUCUCCUAUGGGAGAAGAUGUUCAAAAACAAAGAGGGGCAACCCAUGACUGUCAUUCGGUUGAAGGGCAUAGUAUCAUUUGCAGGUAAAGCCCACCAAGUGAUGCUGCAGGGGGUCCACGAGCUGUAUGACCUGAAUGAGACUCCGCAGCUUUGGGGGGAGAACCCGCGGAUCAACCGGCUGGUCUUUAUAGGUAGGAACCUGGACAAGAACAUUCUGCAGGAACAGUUCAUCUCUACAGUGGUGGAAGGAGCACAGGGAAAUUAGCCACCAACGUUCUCUCCUCUUUGCGUUGAAACCGGACCGUUCUAGGGGGGGGAAGUCAUGGCUUUUGUCCAUGUUUGGAUCUGUGUUCCAGACGUUCACUCCCUUCCUACAUGAGUGCGGUACACCGGUGGAUGGUAAUGGUUACCGUCAUGAUCAAUGCAGUAGUUUCAAGUUGUGAUAAUCCUACAGUACCUGCUUUAAAAGCUACAGAAUAUCAAAGAGUGUAUAAGUUGCCGUAGUGUCUGAGCUAAAUGCUGAGUGCCACCCUGGAGAGCUACUAGGAACAUGCACUAGAAUGUGUACACACACAAAGAUGCAACAACAAAAAUAUUGUGAUUUAAAUAUUUUCAUAAAGAUGGCUUUGUAAAAAUCUGCCAUCUUCUAAGGUUGGGAGUCCAAGUAGUGUGAGAAUGUGCCAAGGCACUUACACAAUGCAUCACAUGUGGAACAAGACUGUACCUUGGAAACAAGUAGACACGCUUCGGUUUCUGACUUUUAACAUCUGUAUUUUUUUAAAAUUAUUUAAAAUAAACUUCUUUUUCCUGAAUAAAA
Gasterosteus aculeatus aculeatus (three-spined stickleback) is the source of this 1804-nucleotide messenger RNA. RefSeq names its product COBW domain containing (gene zng1a). Gene Ontology annotation, cellular component: cytoplasm. Lineage: Eukaryota; Metazoa; Chordata; Actinopteri; Perciformes; Gasterosteidae. The record is from RefSeq and is a predicted model, not a curated record.